AUGAGUCGUCAAAUUGAGCAAGCACUGCUCUCAUUGAUGCCAACAUAUGGCUCUGAUUUACCUCCAGCUCUCGUUGAACUUGCGGGCUCUCUGCUUGCCCAGUCUCGGCAUCAAGCAAGUACCCUGAAGGCAGAUGAAGAGAUUGCUAGAACAUACGCUUGCGCAAACAUUGCGUGUGAUCGCCUAAAAAUCACUCUUGAUCUUCCGCCUAUCGAGCCAAGACCGCCAAUUCCUCCUCGUAUCUACAAGCGUCUCUACACUCAUCUUGAUAACAUUCUGCGCGGAAACUCAACUCCUACAAGAGCUACUCCAGGACGAACAAGAACACCAGGUUCAAGAGUCCGCGAUGCCGAUAACUCACUCGCCUCUGGCUCACGACCACUACCAUCAAGAGCAACACCAACAAAAGAACAAAGUUUAGCGCAGUUCAGGACACCAACAAAGGGGGCUACUGGUACACCGACGAAAUCUACUCGCAAGAAGGAAGCUUUUGCCGGCGUCAAUCUCCAUGCAUGGAUUCAACCUACCACAAGAUGGGUAUGUGCAGAAACUGACCACAAGAAGCUGGCUCCCACGAUUUUGGCUGGCAUGGAGAACAUCAUAACACCUGCAGGUCGACGGACAGAUGACGAGUGGGUUCUGCAGAAUCUCACGGCUUUGUUUGCCGCUAUCUAUUUUUUCGUGACUAUGCGGGUCAAAGCUCUUGCUUCUGGCGAAGGUAUUGAUAGGGAAGGAUAUGUCCCUCUUCGAAAAGAGAUCCUUGCUCUACUCGCCAGAGCACGAAAUGAAGUUACAGUUAAGGAUCUGGCGGAGGAGAACGCUUGGGAAGGUUGGUCGACUGUCAAGUCCAAGGAUUUCGACGAUGCGGUUGCUAAAGUCAAUGAACGAGCAUGGCUCACGGGUGACUGGUAUCAAGGAAUCGCAGAUGUCGUCAAGCUGACCCAAAGAAACCAUCUCGAGGACGUCGAGAUGCGGGAUGAGGAGACGAUCCCAAAGAUGCAAAUUAAAAAGGCAGACACCAUGUUUCAAGACAAGUACGACUUUCUCAGCGAGGCGAAACGGACAAACUACAGUCACUGGAAGGAAGCUAUGUUCGCCAAAAUUGCUCUAUCGACAACUCAAGGUGCUGCCAUGGAGGUAGAUACAUAG
This is a messenger RNA of Fusarium subglutinans, 1149 nucleotides long. Its product is annotated as origin recognition complex subunit 6. Gene Ontology annotation, cellular component: nuclear origin of replication recognition complex. NCBI's taxonomy places the organism in Eukaryota, Fungi, Ascomycota, Sordariomycetes, Hypocreales, Nectriaceae. Bases 1 to 1149 code for a protein of 382 amino acids. Gene Ontology annotation, biological process: DNA replication. The transcript is spliced from 2 exons. Gene Ontology annotation, molecular function: DNA binding. The record is from RefSeq and is a predicted model, not a curated record.